UUCAAAUGGAAAGCUGUUUAGCGAUCAGUCCGAUCUGGUCACCGCAGUCGAAAGGGAGCGAAGGAUUUGUACCUGACAAACUCAACAGACACCGGCUUUUGGUGAAAAGGCGAUUUGCUGUGCAGUGCGCAUCGGUCAGAUAGUGCCUGCUUAUCUCGCCAAACUCCGCGAUAGGCGCUUAAUUAUACAAAGUCGGGUGUUAUUCAUUUGAAGGUUAAUCUUUUAUUUAAUAGGAGAAGAAAGUGGGAACGCUGGAGCUGAACCUUUUGUCAAGUUCGACGCUGAAAUGCGUACGGGAAUGGAAUGCAUUAAAUGUGAUGAAAAAUCAUACUAUUGACGAGAAGAUUUCUCGUUAGUGACGAGGUGGAGAAGACUCUUUUAGAUACGUGGUGUUUACAAAAAACGAAAACCAGAGUCGCAUUUUAAUAAUACGUAUUAAAAUGCAUGUUAUCGUGCAUUGAAUUUACCCCUUAUUCUUGCCCGGAGAAGUUUCCUUUUUACCCUCUUUGAAGAUCUUGGGAACUAUUUAUCUGCCACCAACAACUCGACUGGUUAAAAUACAAUUCAGAUGCUUCUCACAGCGGACCCGGGUUUCUCUGGAGCUCUUCGGACAGGCGUGGUGGAGUUAAAGCAGAAUUCAAUAAGGGCAUUGUCCGAAGGGAAAGGCGAUCGAGACCCGCAGAGAGCCGCUGUCCCUGCGCCGAGGUGCUGAGGAGCGGCUUGCGUGUCUUUUCCUUAAAUGCACAGGCAAUUGUGGAGAUUGGUGCUUCGGCAUGAUGGGCUUUACGGUGCUUGUGCUCGCUACGUUUGCGGCGUGCCUGCGCUUUGGAAGCAGCCAGGGGGAUCCGCUGCCCUUAUCCCUGGUGGAGCUGGUCACAGGCACUCCUAUAGACUCCUUCGAGGACCUGCAGAGACUCCUAGACUCUGACUCCGUAGGUAAAUCUGCAUUCCAACGCCGCUGCACGUGCCACAUGGGAGAAAGACCCAGAUGGUCCAUUAGUCCAGGAGCUGUUGCCCAAUCACACGGCCCCGCUUCGCCUUCCAGGAGCCUUGGUGACAUCCAGGUGGCAGAGCAGGCUCUGUGCAAGGUGCGGACGGAGGUGAUGGAGGUGUCUCGCUCCAUGCUGGACCGCCGCAACGCCAACUUCCUGCUGUGGCCUCCCUGCGUGGAGGUGCAGCGCUGUUCCGGCUGCUGCAACACCAGGAACCUGCAGUGUGUCGCCACCGUCAGUAGAAUACGCCCCCUGCAGGUGAGGAAGAUCCAGUUUGUGAACAAGCAGCCGGUGUAUGAGAUGGCUGUGAUAUCAGUGGAGGACCACGUCGAGUGCCGCUGCAAGAGCGCCGUGCAGGCGAACAUGCCCAGGACCACGGCGCGGAAACCGCAGAGCCCCCCGCCAAAGGCCCCCCAGGCUCAAAAGCCCAUCCAAGGAGGACAUAUACCAGCAUGACGUGCUAAAGCAGAACCAGAACGUCCAGCUGGAGGAGCUGGAGGGGCGCCAGUGGCAGACCCAGGCUCCUGACACGCGCUCGGGAACGUCCGGCCAGGGGGAGACGUCGACGCCCUCGGGGCGAGCAGCCAUCGCUUGGCGCUGCAACGUGGGAGGGAGCAGAGGAGAAGCAGGUGUGGCGUGAGGAGGAGUUAGACUCACAAGUCGGAGAUGGAAGGCCUCUAGAGAAGCCAGGGUACCGGCACACCGGCACACGAUUGGAAGCAGGCCAAGGACUGUCCCACCAUCACCACAGCAAAGCCGCAGAGGGGAAACUCACAUCAGAGGCCCCAGCCCCUGGCAGCGGCUCCACGGCAACGAGAAGGCCUGAGGCGGAGGAGCCAGGACCUAGCCUGCACCCGGAUGCAGUGACGAGACAUCCGCAAGAGCACCGGCCUGGCCUCGCCCAUGCAGGCACGACCAAUCAGAGGCCGCUAUCCAAGGGGCCCCAGAGAGACAACAAACAGCUAGGGAUGGAAAUCAGGAGGAAUCAGGAGGAAGUUGAGGCUUCAAAGAAAGAGGGACUCAGUGACCAAGAAAGGGAUCAGGUGCAGGAACAGCAACAGCAACAGCACCAUCAACAGCAUCUUCAUCAGCCGCACCAACAAGCGCACCAACAAGCGCACACGACCGCAGCAAAAGCAGCGAUGGCGCCACCUACCACGAGAUCACCGGCCAUCAUGCAGACACCAUCCCCAUUCCGUCCCCCCAGGAGGCGCUCCUCGUCGUUACGGAGGAGACUACGUAAGAACAGGAACAGGAUGAGCAAGACAGCCAUGAGGGCCAUUCUCAUGUAGAGAACCCAUCAAAGGUGUUAAGCUACUGUUUCGCCUCCUGACCCACUCAAAAGUGCUCCUGGAGCUCGAGGGAAUUCUGAAGGCAUCGUGGAUGUAUGGGUGCUCGUUGAAAAUAAGCUCAUCCACUCUAGAUCUUCACUUAGCUUUUUGCAUCAGAAGAGGCUUGUAAUAUUACCGGAACUUUUCUUGUUAGUUGUAUGUGACAACAAGAGUCUCUCGAGAAAAUAGAAAUCAUCAGAAGGACUCCUGGAUGAGAUGGAACACCUUAUGAGACCGGCUGUGCGUCAUGGGACGUCCCACAUGUGUCCCAUCCGUGCCACACUGUGGAAACUCACAGAAAUACAGGACCAAGACGCAACAAGAAAAGGUGACCCAGAACUGGAAAGUCAUUCAACUGGAACAGGGGUUCACUGCAACCCUGGACUACAGCACUGAAAGAAACCUCAAGACUUUAAAAGAUAAAAUUAUCACUGUCACAUUUGAAUGCCCUCACGUAUCACUGGUGCAGUCGUGUAUAAUAUAUACAUGUGUAUACUUUUCUGGUAUGUUAAUUUAACCUAGACACUGGAUUUUAACUGAGAAGAGCAUCCAAAGCUUUGGAAUUCCGAAUUCUGAAAUUCCAAAGGCGUGUUCGCACUGGCCCGACGAAUCGAACAGCCAGAACUCGAGCCGAGGGCAUUUCAUAAGAGAUGCAUUAUUUGCUGUGGUUCAGACAGGCUCUGAACAGCUGUGGAGGUCUGUAAAGCCAGUCUGUAUCCAUCUAUCAGGCUUACCGACCAGUGGAUAGUCGAUGGCCGGUCGUCCUUCACUGGAGCAGCACCAUUUGCUGGACAAGGUUCUGAAAUGAAGCCCAGUAGAAGUGAAACCUGAUUGCUACAGAUGGCGAAAGUGCAAGUAAUUAGUUUGUGUCUAUGCACUCGGAGGCACGUUUUUGUGUCAAAGAUGCCAGUUCUUUGUGGAGCCGUUCGACCAAAAAUGACCAUCGGGUCACAGUGGGUCAAGCAGAGAGUGACUGGGAGGUUCCCUGCCUGGAUGUUGACAAGGUCCUGCCAGACAUCCAACAGGGGCAGGAUUUUCAGGAGAAAAACGCAGAGCAAGUCUCAGUCCCAUCCAGCAGAGGGUGCCGCCAUGGGGAAUAAGGGCCGGUCCCUGUCAGAGAGAGACUGUCCCCUGGGGCUCCGGCCGUCUCGUGCCAUGCCGACAAGGCAGGGGAAGGACGCCGACGGCAGCCUGCAGCCUCCGUCUUCAAAGUCGUCCAUCUCUUCAUUGUGUCUCUUUUCUUUUUUCCUUUCCGAAACAAUCAUGGCUUUGAUGCCGUAGGAGAGGAAACGGCAGGAGACACCGAUUAGCGGAAGGACUGCAGCCUGUCUCAACUGCCCCCCACCCCCCCCCAGCUAGGCCUCAUUGGGCAGAGGGGCUUCAGAGUCGGGGGGGGGAGGAGGGGGGACAGACAUGUCUUCCCCCACCAGGACCAAAUAGCAUGUGAACUGUCAAGUCCUGUCGUGAGCACUGUAUGUAAAUGUCCCAGAAUAUUUUUUAUGUCUAUUUUUUAAGUUAUUUAAAAAUAUUGUCUCCCAUGUGCUCAUUUGUAAUGAAUUGUUUUGAUUAUAAUUAAUGUAAUUAUAAUUUUUAAUAUAUCUAUAAAAGCAAAGUAAUAUUAA
Brienomyrus brachyistius is the source of this 3945-nucleotide messenger RNA. RefSeq names its product platelet-derived growth factor subunit B (gene pdgfba). Gene Ontology annotation, biological process: positive regulation of cell migration; positive regulation of protein autophosphorylation; positive regulation of cell population proliferation. Gene Ontology annotation, cellular component: membrane. The transcript has 7 exons. NCBI's taxonomy places the organism in Eukaryota, Metazoa, Chordata, Actinopteri, Osteoglossiformes, Mormyridae. Bases 774 to 1448 code for a protein of 224 amino acids. Gene Ontology annotation, molecular function: platelet-derived growth factor receptor binding; growth factor activity. The record is from RefSeq and is a predicted model, not a curated record.